Molecule: messenger RNA, 1536 nt
Organism: Paramecium tetraurelia
Lineage: Eukaryota; Ciliophora; Oligohymenophorea; Peniculida; Parameciidae
Exons: 3
Biological process (GO): protein phosphorylation
Molecular function (GO): ATP binding; protein kinase activity
Source: RefSeq, a predicted model, not a curated record
AUGGGAAAUUAAGUGUAUUUUGCUAAAACAAUUGAUGCCUCGAUUUUUAAUCAACAAGCACCUUUAAACGCAUAAAUUCAACAUCUUGGUGGACAAUUUUACUAGCACAUCGAAAGAGUUGAACUGUAUAAGCUGAAAAAUGAAGUCACAAAAUUCCCAACAAUAUUCGAAAAAAGAAUAGCUAACUCUACCUCAGCUGAAUAAGAGGGAAAAUUACUCAAUCUUCAUAAUUAAGCUUAAAGCUUGUAUCAUCCAAAUUUAAUCAAAUAUUAUGGAUUUUGUAUUGACCCCUAAAUAACCACUAAUUUGAUCAUUAGUAAAUGGUAUUAUUAAGCACUUUAUAAGACAUCUAAAAAUAUUUGUGCUCAUCACUUUUAAUAUAAAUCUUUGAUUCCAGAAAAUAACUUAUGGAAGCUCCUGUAUCAAAUAGUUCAAGGACUUCAAUUCUUAGAGAGUAAAUAGUUCUGGCAUCUGUAAAUCCAACCUGAUGCUAUCUAUUUAGAUGACAAUAUGUAAGUUAGGUUGAUUCCAAUGGGAGUUUUAAGAAUGAUGAGUGGAUAUUCUCUUGUCCUUAACAAAUAAGGAUAGGCACUGCUUUCUCCAGAAUUAAUUGAAUAAUUAAGACUAAAAAAUAUCAACCCUGUUCACGAUCCUUCUAAAUCAGAUGUCUUUUCUUUAGGUAUGACUAUGUUAGAAUUGAUGACACUCAAAAGUAGUUUUGAUUGCUAUUCCUUCGAUUCUAAUCCCCCUUAAUUACACGAUCAAACCAUAGAAGAACGCUUGUAAGAAUCAAUUAUGAAUGGUUAUUCUGAAGAUUUAAUCAGAUUAACCAAAAACAUGCUCCACAGAGAUAUGAAUUAUCGAAUUGGAAUCAGAGAUGUUUUAAAUUCUAAAGAACUAAACCAAAAUUAACAUAAUCAAAGCGAUCAUUUUUUUCCUUUGAAACCAACAAUAAAUAUGAAUCCAAGAUAAUAGAAUGUUAUUUAGCAAGAGUAAAAGCCCUUAAUAUAACCUUCUAUUCCAGCAAUAGUAGAAUAACAGAUUCCUCCCUAAAAUCAUACUGCUUGCUUCAAUCCUCAUCUUCAAUAAGAUAGUAUUUCCCAUUUUCAACAAUCAUACUCUUUUAGAGAGAAAACAGAUGAAGAAUUGCUUUUAAGAGAAUAAUAAAUAAAUAGAUAAUUAGAAUAAUAAUUAAAAUAACAGCAAAUAUUAUUAUAAUAAUAAUAUUAAUAACAAUAAAAAUAAUAGUAAAUCAUUGAAGAAUAGUAAAGACAAAUAUUUUCACUUUAAUAGCAAAUUAAAUAGAUUGCAAAUCAGCUAGAAGAAAGUCAAAUAAAACCUACUGAAAUAUUAAGUUCUUAAAAUUAACAAGACAAUCUCAAUUAUCAAAUCAACUUGCUCCCAACUCCUCCAAUUACUUAUGCAAGCCCAAUUAAGCACACCUUAAAUGACUUUACCGAAAAUAUUGAGAUUCAGAACAGAGUGAACUAAGUCUUAGCUCAAUCAAGAUAAGCAUUAAGUAGAUAUUAAAAUUGA